Scatophagus argus is the source of this 3564-nucleotide messenger RNA. RefSeq names its product Cas scaffold protein family member 4 (gene cass4). Gene Ontology annotation, biological process: cell migration; cell surface receptor protein tyrosine kinase signaling pathway. The record is from RefSeq and is a predicted model, not a curated record. Lineage: Eukaryota; Metazoa; Chordata; Actinopteri; Scatophagidae. Gene Ontology annotation, cellular component: plasma membrane; cytoplasm. Gene Ontology annotation, molecular function: protein binding. Bases 292 to 2664 code for a protein of 790 amino acids. The transcript has 7 exons.
AAAAAAUCAGAGGUGGGUGGGGCAGAUGUAGAAAAGAGGAUGUUUCUCUGGCCAAUGGGGCUGCAGGAAAGCAACUCUGUCAAUGACAUGAAGUCACUUUCCCCGCCCCAGAGUGUAAAACAGUCUGGCUCUCAGUGACAGCUCAGACAAUAUGCUUAUGAGAAGCACAGGAGGAGUAAAUCCCCAAGAGUUUUCACACACACUCAUGGUUGAGAUGGCUCAUUGAAAACUGACCCUCUGUGGACGGACUUAUUUCUCUGUGUGGACCCUGUACGCAACUGCUGAGCAAACAUGAGCAAACUUGCAAAAGCUCUGUAUGACAACACUGCAGAGUGUGCAGAUGAGCUGGCCUUCCGAAAAGGGGACAUCGUCACAGUGAUGGAUCAAAAUGUGGCCGGCACCAGUGGCUGGUGGAUGUGUUCUCUUUAUGGCCGGCAUGGUCUUGCCCCUGCAAAUAGACUGCAGCUUUUACCACAAACUGGAACCACUGCAGGCUCCCUAAGCCAUGACACAGAAAAAACCAAACCGACUGAUGCUAAAACUGACAACAGCGUGCAAAAUAUCUACCAGAUACCCAGUGUUCCCCGACCCUCCAGCAGUCCAGCCUACGAACGCAUGGACAUGAUCUAUAAAGUUCCAUCCACUCCUUUAUCAUCUUCAAAAAAUCCAGUUCCAUCAGCACUCCAGCACAGCACAGAGGGACCUGAGGCAAACAUGCCUUCAUUCUUCAGCAUGGUGUCAGGUCCAAAAGGAGAAGUUUACGAUGUCCCAAGCCAAGCAAGAAGAGCUUCUGUUUUUACUGCAUCAACAACUCCCAGACAUAGGCCACGAAAAAAUUCGCUGCUUCCAAUUUCCCAGCUGGAGAAAAGAUUUGAUUCUCCAGAGAGUUCAAGGUGUGGCAGUUCAGGGGACUCUUAUGUGUAUGCAGUUCCACCACCUUUGCCUCAGGACCCUAACUAUGAUAUCCCGGUUCCCUCAGCCAAAGAAGCCCCACAGAAAGGGAUUGCUGGAUUCAGCACCCUACCCAACCCCCGCAAGCCUGAGUGGAUUUAUGAUGUGCCCGUGGGUCCCGAGAAACAAAGCCCACCCCAAGGCUGCUAUGAUACCAUGCCCUCCAAAGCUCAUGCUUGGCCCAUUCAAAGAGACAGUACACCUUCCUCACUUUAUGAUAUACCAAAGCCCAGUGCUGUUGACGUCCCGAGUCCACCCAAAGUGCUGCCAAGGGUUCUGAUUUAUGACAAGCCCCCAACUCAGAGGCUCACAGAUGAGUUGGGUGUUUGUGACCCCCCCAAUAGUCAUAUACCUCUAGAGUGCCGGAGUGACUCAAGCAAUGCUCAUGAACUCAAAAGGGUGCGUCUUCAGCGAAUGAGGAACUUCCUGGCCUGCACAUCUUUCCGUGACCUUCCAGAAAGUGGGGAGUUGUUGGCACAGGAGGACAGUGAGCAAGGUAGAAUCUUACGUCUCUCUGUAGCAGACAGUCAAAGAAUCAGUACAGCUUCCAGCUCCUCCACCAGUUCCUGUGACUCUCUGGCUCUGAGCUCCUCUUCUCCCGAGCCUCUGCGAGAAGUGACAGUAAACCAGGAUGUGGCCUGCCGCACACUUCUGGACCUGCAGGAGUGCAUUUGCAGGGCUGUGCCAUGUCUCAUGGAAUUUGUGAGCAGUAACUGGAGAAGCAAGGGACAUCUGGAGAAACACCUAAAGGAGAUCAAAGAUGCAGCAGAGGGGAUUGCAUGUUCUCUGACGUCCUUCCUGAACUUUGCUCUUGAUGUUAAGGGCAAUGCUCGCCGUUUGACUGAUACCAACCUUCAGACAAGGCUCUAUAAACAGUUGUCCAUUGUAGAAGACUCAGGUGUGAUCCUUCAGCAAACAGUAGGUGCUCUAAACAUGGCUGGCUGGCCUCUCAACACACUUUGCCAAGACCCAGGGCAGGUCCAGACACCGGACCAACUGGAGCGCUUUGUUAUGGUGGCACGCACUGUUCCAGAGGAUGUCAAACGUCUGGUGUCAAUCAUCAAUGCCAAUGGCAAACUUUUGUUUAAAGCCCCUCAGAAAGAUCCAGAACCUCUCAACACCACAGGUCAGCCAGAGACAAAGAACAGUCCUGAUGGAAAUGAACAAGGAGGGGACUUAGAGGAGGACGACAAUGACUAUGUAGAGCUACAGACUAAGAAUGACUUUGCGAAGCAGCACAAGGAAGUGCAGAGAGAACCAAAAACUAAUGCCACACCAGUCUCCAACAAGGCACAGGCUGACAACAAACGUCACUCCUUUGAGUCUGGCAGCGGCACAGAGGAACUGAGGUCAUCCUCCCUGUCAGAGCAUUGCCGGCUUUACUUUGGUGCUCUCCAAAAGGCCAUUGGGGGAUUUGUGGUCAGCCUUCAAGAUGGCCAGCCACCAGAAAAAUUCAUCUCACAAAGUAAGCUGGUGAUCAUGGUGGGCCAAAGACUGGUGGACACCCUGUGCAGGGAGGCCCAACGUACAGGCUCCAACCAGAACCUUCUGUGUAAGAGCAACCACCUUUGUGCUCUCCUGAAGCAACUGGCUGUGGCCACCAAGAAGGCUGCACUGCACUUCCCAGACAGGGAGGCUCUGCACGAGGCUCUAGAGUUUGCCAAAGAACUGGCCCAAAGAGCACAGCACUUUCGGAUAUCGCUUGACCUCUGAGAGUACUCAUACCAAGCAUGUUGAUUUGUCUGUACAGCAAAAGACAUUGUUUUAUUCAUCAGUCAUUUAUCAGUUUCCUUGUCUUUCAGCUGAUAAGCAAUUAUUUUCAAGCAUCACUGCUUUUUGCUCAAUGUUAUCAUGAUAAAUGUAGGUAAACUGUUAAUAAUGCUAGAAAAAGUUGCUGGAAUGAGCACAACAAUUAGAAUAUCAAGCUGUGUUUGUGCUAAAGUAAAAGACUUCAACAUAGUGGAAUUUGAAAAUUGCACAUUUGGGAUACUGUACUCAAGUCAGUAUUAAAAUGCAGUUAUAAAUAUAAAGUAUAAAAUAUAGUUUGUUUUAUAUAAUUUACAAUGAUUUUAUAUUCUCUGAAUAUUGUUUGUUAUAUGGAUGUUUUAAGUAUUUUAUUACUUUGUUGUGUAAAAUUUACAUUCUACAGGGUAAUAAUUUGAUACAGUCUACUUUUUGUGAAUAUCUGUGUAAAUAUUCUAAAAAAAACAUGUUAUGCAUUCCCAAACUUUUCUUAACAAAAACUGAGUACAACACAUGUUGGAUUUUUAAUGACAUUAAAAUUAGAAACUGAAAACUCUUUGUCGUUUGGUUAAUGAAUAUCAGAUGCAUGCACGAAGAAAACAGUACUUAAUCUGCAAGGAUAUUUAUUUAACUGUCACAGAUAUAUAAAUAAUAUGCAUAAUAAUAAUGCACAAUAAUAUAAACGUGAAAGGCCAGUUUACUAGUCACAAAGAGUGGAGUUUGUCAAACAGUUUAACUGAUUUCUGAGCUUCAAAAUCUUCUUGCAAUCAAUUACAAACUGGGGGCAUGGAGUUGGAAAGAUGUGGGUGUUUCCAGUAAAGGAGGAUUUAAGAUGUCAAAGGUUGCAAUAUGGAAAAUGGAAGAUUGAUU